This is a messenger RNA of Drosophila novamexicana, 1558 nucleotides long. RefSeq names its product probable cytochrome P450 6d5. NCBI's taxonomy places the organism in Eukaryota, Metazoa, Arthropoda, Insecta, Diptera, Drosophilidae. Gene Ontology annotation, molecular function: oxidoreductase activity, acting on paired donors, with incorporation or reduction of molecular oxygen; iron ion binding; monooxygenase activity. The record is from RefSeq and is a predicted model, not a curated record.
AUGAUUGUAAUAUUAUUUCUGCUGGGGGCGGUCGCACUCCUGUAUAUCUAUCUGAAAUGGACCUUCAGCUUUUGGCAGCGGAAGGGCUUCCCUUCAGCCGCUGGAACCAUACCCUUUGGCGCUUUGGACUCGGUGCGCAGAAAUAAGCGCUCCUUCGGCUUGGCCAUCUAUGACAUGUACCUGUCGACAACAAAGCCAUUUUUGGGUAUAUAUCUGACGCUGAGGCCGGCGCUGUUGGUGCGCGAUGCACAGUUGGUCCAAGAUAUAAUGGUCAAGGACUUUGCCAGUUUCCACGAUCGCGGUGUUUACGUGGACGAGAAACACGAUCCCCUGUCGGCAAGUCUCUUCUCAAUGGAGGGCAAGAGCUGGAAGACAAUGCGCACCAAGCUGACGCCCUCGUUUACAUCUGGCAAACUGAAGGGAAUGUUUGGUACUGCAGAGGAUGUUGCGGACAAGAUGUUGGCCCAUUUAAAUGUAAAAAUACAACAGUCUGGAACUGUGGAAAUCGAUAUGAAGAAUUUGAUGUCAUGCUUUGCGAUUGACAUUAUUGCCUCGACCAUAUUUGGCCUGGAUGUGGACAGCUUUUCACAACCCGACAACGGCAUAAGUAAAGCGGUUAAUCAGAACACCCCCAAAAACAUUCUGCGUGGAACUACAUCCUUUUUAUAUCCCGGCUUGGAGAAAAUCUUCAAUCGUCUGGGCUGGAAACCGGAUGGCGUGGAAGACAUGCGAGAUCUGGUGCAUCAUACCAUUUCAAUGAGGGAGCAGAGCAACGCGGAACGCCGUGACCUGAUGCAACUUCUACUGCAGCUGCGUAACACUGGAGAGGUCAGCAAGGACGACAGCAUUUGGUCGGCAAAGGCAACCGGGGAUACGUUUAAGGCCCUAUCCAAGGAUAACGUUGCUGCCCAGCUUUUCUUGUUCUUUGUGGCUGGAUAUGAAACAACUGCAUCGACGGCCGCAUUUACUCUGUACGAGCUGGCGCAGAAUCCGGACGUAUUGGCCAAGUUGUUGGACGACAUCAAUCAGACGCUGGCCAAACACAACGGAGUGCUCAACUAUGAUGCUAUACAGGACAUGAAGUAUUUGGAAUUGUGCAUUAUGGAGACUGCUCGCAAAUAUCCCGCGCUACCGAUACUCAAUCGCAUGUGCCACCAAGACUAUCCUUUGCCGAAUAGCAAGCUGGUCCUUAAGAAGGGCACCGAAAUUAUCAUUUCGCUGCUGGGCAUGCAUCGCGACGCGGAAUACUUCCCGGAUCCGCUCAGCUAUCAGCCAGAACGCUUCACCGAAGAGCAUAAGAACUACAACCCUAUCGCUUAUAUGCCCUUCGGUGUUGGACCGCGUCAAUGCAUUGCGGCUAGAAUGGGCAAGCUGAAUGUCAAGAUUGCCUUGACCACAAUACUUACGAACUAUAACUUAGAAACGCGCCAGCAAAAACGUGAGAUCGAGUUCACCGUGCACGGAAUUCCCUUGCUCUCAAAGGGAGGCGUGCCUAUAAAGCUCUCCAAAAAAAAAUAGACCUACAAAAUAAUGAAAAUCUGCAUGAAAAUCUUCACAC